GAGCACGUUAUUGUGGCGCUCGCGCUCCGUGGUGACCCGUCACCGGGGAGGGGGCAGGACCGCUGGCGCACUACCGACAGGGACCGGCAAGCGCUCUCCAAACGCCAGGUUCAGCCUAUCGUGAGAUGCAUCGCGAACGGUGGAUACUGAGAACUCGUUUUCAACGCAUACUGCAAAAGUAGCAUUCCUCCUUUUUUUGUUGUUGCAAUGGACAGUUUAAUAGCCUAUAUUAUUUAGAAAUACGCGAUCAGUGGGAUUUUAUAGACAAGUUGUCACAGAAAUCAACCGGCCGGUGAAGUUGACUCUUCUUCAAUUCAGCGCAGCCUAUUUUGUGUUGAUGGUCGGAGAUGCUGACAGUAUGGAGCUGAACAGAAGGGAAGUGCCUCUCUAUGGUCAGGUUGAAGUUUGUGUGGAGUGGCAGGCACCAGGACAAGAUUCAGAUCCAGAGGGGGCAGAGUACUAUGUGGUUUUAGAGGGAUCCACUUUGGACCACGUGACUUCAGCUCAGUGGACUAGUGAUGGAAAAUCUCUGGUUUUCAAUGCCCCAGGGCAUAAUUUGGCGGAGAGUGUCUCCGUGGGGGUGUAUGUAUGCGUGGGCGAAGACGAGACGGCAGAAGUGACCCCCCUGUCCCCCUCAGGUAGUACCCUCUCUCUGAAGUACGUACAGGACAAGGUCCAGGACCUGGCCGAGCUCCUCAUGAGUCAGUCAGGCCGGCUGAGCUCCAGCAGCUACAGGGACAUUCUGAAGAAACUCAGCCCAGGAAGGAAGCUCGAGUUGGGCCAGCGCAGGGAUGAAGACGGGGAUGACGCAGAGACCUUCAGCCUUGGAGGGACUGAAAGACAGAGAGGCUGCGGAGAAACUCAAGCUGAUGAAGAGGGCUCUGGUCUGGGAGAGACGCCCGGAUCAGGAGAACCUUCAAAAAGAGAAGAGGGUGGAGAGGAGGGGGGUGGUGAACUGCCACCGCACAACCUGAAGGAGCUGGAUGGGUCUUUGACAUUAGCUCUGGCUAAUAUGGCUUACCCCUGUGAAUGGAACGGCUUCGGAACCAAACACAUCGAAGGCCAAGAUCACCUGUCCAGGGAGACUCCUCUCCACUUGGCCGUGCGGUUGGGUUUGCCUCAACUCUGCCACUUCCUGCUCCAGCAGCCUGGGGGUCAAAAGGUCGUGACCUUGCUCAACGAGGAGGGUGACACACCCCUGUCUCUGGUCGAGAGCAGAGGAGACGAGACACUCCUCGCAGCUCUCACCACGCCCUCGGACCCCACCUCUGCCCUCCCCACCCCUAUAUCCCAGGUCUGGGUGGAUUGUUCCAGUGUUCUACGUGUGUGUUCCACCAGCGGAGCACUGAGUCUCACAGCCAAACACACCAGCAGCACACACACAGACACCUGCGCACACAUACACACCUACAGGCGGAGAGUGAAGGACUGGACUACAGUCUCUGAUAUAAGAGGAGUGAGGGAAGACGCCAAAGAGGAGAGGAGAGAGACGGAAGAGAGCGGAGGACACAGCAGCUCUGGAGAGCUGAGGAGGGAUCUUCUCAUAGAGGGCCAUGCGUUAGUCGACAGUGUGUUUGAAGAGCAGCUCGUUCUUUCUCUGGACGAAGAUGAUGACUUGAUUUUAACAUCCAAACCAGAUAAAUCCUGCUCUCCCUCAGCCUCCAAGCAAGGACACACACACACCCACUCCACUGCCUCUGCUGCAGCACGCCUCAGCGCCAUGCUCAAUGGGAAAGGACAGGUUGACGACCCUGAAGUGAAAGUGGCUGUUGCCGGAGUGACGGGAGGCAGCACAACCACAGAUGGGGAGGCAGCCUCAGCACCGCCGGGCGCCACGGAUACGCCUCCUCCGGGAGGGGAGGAGAAGCUCUCUGUCUCUCCGUCCAUCUCUCCGUCUCCCAUCCCCUCUCCUGCUGACCUGGCUCUGGCCAGACUCUUCCGAUCCUCACGCACAGAACUGCCCAAUCAGGCGCAGAGCUCGCCCUCAGGGUCAUGUGACCUCAGCCUCAGCCCCGCACUGGUGGCCCUCGAAGUGGACAGUGAGGAAGAGGAUGAUGAGGUCCUGAUAAAGUCACCCCUCCCCCAGCUGUCGUCCGAGCCCAGUGGAGACGAAAGGGACAGCGCUGACCCCGCCCCCGAACCCACCUGCACUCGCACUCUCUCCACCUCCUCCGCCCUGGGCCACACCUCUUCAAAGAAUGCCGCGGAUCAGGGGGUGCGCAUGCGCUCAUACUCGUACUCCUCCCCCAAGAUCAGUCUGCGGCCCCCCCGCUUUAGCCGCGACACAAACACGCCCCCCACCUCCGAACUCACCCAAGAUGGCGCCCUCCACAGCAGCAGUGGCAGCAGGUCUCUCUUGCAGGCUCUGUCUCUGUCUAAAUCUCUCUACCUACUCAACCCUGUUAAACAGAGAGCUCUCAGCCUCAGUGAACAAACACAGGAGAAAAGGGAGUUGAGGUUCCGCAGGAGAGCUCAGUCGGCCGAGGAUGAGUCCAGUGUGGAGCUGGCCGACUCCCUCCAGCACCUCACACUGUCCGAGUUCCUCAAAGAGAUCGAGGAGGAGGAGUGGGACAGGUACAUCAUCCCCUCCAAGACCGAGUCGGACAAGUACAAAGUCAGCCGAACGUUUAGCUUCCUGAAGAGCCGCAUGUCCAGCACUCGCAACAAGAACAAGUGUAAGGCGAAGGAUCGCGAGGGGAAAGACAGGCAGUCCAAUGGCCACCUCUUCUCCUCGGGGUCCUGCGCCGGGGCCACCGUAUGCCUGGUGUGUGACAAGCCAGCCACAGGGAAGGACCUGCUGCACUGCUCGAAUUGCACUCUCACGGUUCAUAAAGGCUGUCGGGACUCCGCCACACCUUGUCUCAAGAAACUCCAGGAUAAAUAUGCCGUUUCCAUGGUGAAAUCGAAAACAGCAUCUCUUCCACAGAACUUUACUGUGCGUGACAGCAGUAAUGUGUCAACGCUCCUCUCCACGUCAGCUUCGCUCCCGGUGAUGGUAUCCCGGGACAACCGCAAAGACUCCCAGACCAAUACCCUCUCCAGGAGCGUUCCCACAGCAACGGAGCACCUUAGCGAGAGUCCGGAGGGUGAUACGGACUCCCCACCUUGGAGACACCACAGCCAAUCAGAUGAGAUUCUACAGAAAGCAGAGUCAUCCACGUCCACUGACUCCUCCAUCGUAGAAGAUGUGGUGGACUCCCCUCUGCAAAGCGAGCUGGUUGGGGACGCCAUGGACCUGGAGGCGGAGUCUUGGAGCCUGGCUGUGCAGCCACACUUCUGCAAGAGCCAGGAAAAGCAUAUCAUCAAGAGACAGGAUGUCAUAUACGAGCUGAUGCAGACGGAGCUUCACCAUGUCCAAACACUCAGCAUCAUGGCCGAGGUCUUCAGGCGGGGCCUGAGAGAAGAGGUGCAGCUGGACCCCGAUGCCAUUGGUCGGAUCUUCCCCUGCCUGGACGAGCUCCUCCCCCUGCACAGGGACUUCCUGUCCACCAUGAGAGAGCGACGCCAUGGCUCCGCCCACCCGGAUGGAGACAAGAAUUACAUCAUCCAUCGCAUCGGGGAUAUCCUGCUGCAACAGUUCUCUGGGGAGAAUGCGGAACGGAUGAAGCAGGUGUAUGGUCAGUUCUGUAGCCACCACACCGAGGCUGUCAGCUUUUUCAAGGAGCUGCAACAGCAGAACAAACGCUUCCAGACUUUCAUUAAACAACAGAGCAGUAACUCCCUGGUGCGGCGGAAAGAAAUCCCAGAAUGCAUUCUGCUGGUGACUCAGCGCAUCACUAAGUACCCCGUGCUGCUGGAAAGGAUUCUGCAUCACACGCAAGAGGGCACUGUUGAGCACGCUGAGGUGUCCCGCUCCCUGGUUCUGAUCCGAGAGCUGAUCGCAGCGGUGGACCAGUGGGUCCGUCAGUACGAGCAGGAGCAGCGCCUGCAGGAGGUUCUGACCCGUCUGGAGAACAAGAGUACCGCCAAGUUGAAGAACGGACAUACCUUCCGCAAGCAGGACGUCCAGGCCCAUGGACGCACGCUCACACACCAGGGCCUCGUCUUCUGGAAGACCGCCACAGGCAGGCUGAAAGAUGUGCUGGCUCUACUCCUGACUGACACACUCAUCCUCCUCCAGGAGAAAGAUCAGAAGUACACCUUCGCUGCCGUGGACCAGAAGCCUCCAGUGAUCUCCCUCCAGAAGCUGAUAGUGAGAGAGGUGGCUAAUGAGGAGAGAGGCAUGUUCCUGAUCAGUGCAUCGUCUGCUGGACCAGAGAUGUACGAGGUGCACACGGUCUCCAAGGAGGACAGGAACACCUGGAUGAGACUCAUCAGAGAGGCUGUGGAGAGCUGUCCAGAGGAGGAUGAGGAGAACACCAGUGAGUCUGAGGAGGAGAAGCGCGUCUCUGAAGCCAGAGUGCAGAAGAUUCAGCAGAUACAAGAGUCUCUGAUCAGUCAGGAUCAGCUGAUCUGUUCCACCCUGGAGGAGAAGCUUCAGAUCUACUCCGAGCUCAACACCCUCAGAGUGGGUGGAGCCCCAGAACCAGAGCCGCGCCUACUGGUACGGCCCAACCCAGAGGAGGUUCCUCAGGCUGCCGCCCUGCUGGCCGCCGCCCUACGAGAGGUGGAGAUCCUAAAAGCCACUCUGUCCACUUGCUGUGACUCUCUCUCCAGCCCCUCUCAACAUCAGGCCCCCCCCUCGGUGGAGCUGACCCCCCCUGUUAGCCCCAAAGUGGGAGCGGAGAGGGAGGCGUCCCCUCCCGAGUCUGAGCCGUCCCCGCUGGACUCUUCCCCACGACAGGAGGACCCCUUCGGUCCCGACUCCCUUAGUCCACUCCAACUGGCCUCAGAUGACCCACUAAACAUGAACGUGAAGGUGUGUGAGGGUGUCCAGAGUCUGACCCAGUUACUCUAUAGUCUGCAGGCGGCGGUCACCAUACAGGACAGCUGUUUCGAGAUCCAGAGGCUCCUCCUCUCCUGCAGUCCCCGACCCUCUCCGGUGGGCCCCUGCCACCCCCGGCAGGGCUCGUCCUCGUCCUCGGCCUCAUCGUCAGGGUGUCUCCGCGGUAACGCUCUGCAGGAGCAGGAGCGCCAGCGGGAGGCGGAGCGUCGUCGGGAGGAGCUGGCGGGUGUGGCCCGUCUCCAGACGCUGCUCACCCAGGAGAGGCAGCAGUGGGAGCGGGAGCGCAGCGCCCGACAUCUCCAGCAGGAGGCGCAGGAGAGCCGGCUGGAGCUGCGCGAACAACAGUGCCACCUGGAGGCCGAGAGGCUGCAGCGGGAGCGCAGGGAGCUGGACGAGCAGCUGCAGGACUACCAGCACAGCCUGGAGAGGCUCAGAGAGGGACAGCGCAGCCUGGAGAGGGAGAGGACCCGAGUGGACACCCAGACUAGCCUGGUCCAGAGCUGGAGGCACAGCAGGCAGAGGAGCCUCCCAGGCAUGGUCAUACCACUGGACACCAUACAGGACACAGAUCUCCCUCUUCCUGAAGGCUCUGUGUUUGUGAACGAGGCGGCUUACCACACGUCCUCCCUCAACAACCGCCACCCUCAUCACCAUCGCCAUCAUCCUCACCACCAGCAGCAGCUUCCUCACGCCGUCCAGCCCAACCUGAACCUGCCCGCCCGCACCGGACCCCGGGGGCAACCGGACCCCCUCUCACACACCCACAACAGCAUCAACUUCCUGCUGGACCGCUCUGCUCAGCCCGGUGACCCGACGCCGGCCAGAACCACAGCAGGCCAGCCAGCAGAACAACCCAGCCACGAGCUGAACAUGUCCAGCAUCGUCAGGGAGAGAUGGUCGCCGGGGACGACCUUUCCGAGUUACUCACCCCCCUUCCUGUUGGACUCAUACAUCACCAUGGAAACAGAAGGGGGGGAGGAUGGGGUGGAGGAGAAUAUCGUGUAUCUCUGACAUCACAACAAGAAUCGCAGCAAGAUCACCGCAAGGAUGGAAAUACCCAGACAGUGGCAACUCUUGAAUACACCUACCAGAUCCCCAGCCGGACCAGGGCCUUAUCUGGGCCACAUCCAUCCAGUUAGCAGUUAUCAGUUUAAAAGAAAAAUGGAACAAUGGACUUAUUUCUUUAACAGAGUGCACUGCUUUAGACUUUAGACUACUCUGAACUGUUGUUCCCUGCACAGGUGUAGAAUCUGAGUGUGGAGUCAGAAUGUGGAGUCGUGGUGUGGAAUGUCUGAAGGCAGAUUCUAAUGGAAGAAGCCUAGCUUCUGCACCACUGUCAGCCGGUUUUAUGAGCCAUUAAAGUAGAGCAGAGCCAGUGGGAUCCCCACACACUGGGUCACUAAUGGCUGGGCUUUAAAGGCAGAGUACGCCAUCCUGGCGAAAGGAUGUUGGUGUUUUAACUCAACACUCAAUCAGAUUUUACCCCUCCCUUCCGUGUGCCUGAAGCAAAAUGUUUAAUGGCUAGAAUUGUUUAUGGUUCGGUCCGAGUCUCCAUGUUUCCCAUUUACAGUGCCAGUGGACCGUGUACAAACAACAAGUUUUUUUUCUUUCUUUAGCACACACACUAAACGGACAACUAGAUGACCGUGAAUUUGACAGAAAGUAUAUUGGACCUCACCUUUAAUGAGGAACAUGCCAGAGGGACUGAGAGGAGCAGAGGGGACAACAUUAGCAUGUUAGCACAGGUCUGAGUCACAGGCCACAUAAACACAGCCACCCAACAAUUGUUUUAUGUAGGAGCAGUAAAGUUUAUGGUGUGUGGUGUGUGAUUAUGUGUGUCGAGCCUGCUGACAUAAAGAGAGAGCGAGGGAGUUAAUGAGAGGGAGAGGCGGAGGAAGAGAGAGAGGGAGGCAUGGAUGAAAGAUGGGGGAGAGAGAGAGGAGUGGCAUGCCAUUGUUUAAUCUGAGUGGGAAUGAAGACAGACAUUACUGAGAGGAUAAAAGGAAGCAAGCUUUGAUGAGUUCCACGCUGAAAUUUUGUUUAAUCUUCAGCCACAUCUGCCUUAAAUUCAAAGUGUGUGUGUGUGUGUGUGUGUGUGUGUGUGUGUGUGUGUGUGUGUGUGUGUGUGUGUGUGUGUGUGUGUGUGUGUGUGUGAGUGAGUGUGUGUCAAGAUUACAUAAAUGGAGCAACCUGAUUCUGUCACUUCGGUCCGCAAGCACCAAAGGCACAUGGUCCACCCUUGAGCAGAGCCCCAGACACACACACACACACACACACACACACACACACACCAACCAUCUGACCCUCGCUGUCAGUGAUUGGUGGUGGGGUGGAGUAUCUAUUAAAACCUUCUCCCUGCUCAUUAAGGCCAGGAAGCUCACACAGGAAACUCAGACAGUCUGUCAGCAAAGAGUAUGUUGAAUGGAGGAACCCACUGUUUUGUUUGCCUAAUUUCACUUUAAAUUGACUUCCUCGCUGACUUUCACAGUGUUGGGUGAAUCCCUAAGAGCGCUGAAGUGAUUGACAGAUCCAGGUUAACUACCAAAUAUAUGCAGCAUCUUAGAUGAAACAAACAUCCAGCUCCAAGGCCCGUGUCCAUAGUAACCGGUGCUCAAGGCCUAUCUCCCAGAACCCAGAACCCACGCUAGUCACGAAGCACAUGGGUCAACACUGGCGUCCUCUCUGCUGUGACUGUGUCUGUCAAAAGCCCUCUCUGAUGGCUCUGUUCACCGAGGAAGACUCAAUCUUCAGUUUGUUUUUUCUUUACACCCUUUUGUUUUGUUUUUGUGUUUUCUUUUUUGACAUGUGUCACCGUGGAAACCCUGGCAUGUUCUGUCUGAUCCGAUGUUGAUUAGCAUGCGCAAACACACAUACACACUCACACACACACACACGCACACACACUCGAGUCAUGAAUUUUUAACAAGGCCGUGUCAAAAAUAGAAAGCGCCGCCGUUCCCCCGAGCGAGACGACACCGCCGCUACUCUGCGUCGUUCCCCUCGACUCGAGAACUGGGGGGGCCUCUGUUUCCAUGCCAGAUUAUUCAUCUGGAGGCUCCUUAACGAUCCGGUCGGAUACGUGUCCCUGGGCCACCGAUCCGACUGCGGGCACGCCAGGGCACACUUCUCCCCGCGCCACCGCUGCUCGCCGGCGUAAUUGGCACGCCGGUUUGGAGCGGCAGCGGUAAUAGCAGAGGCACACCGUGUCACAUUCAUAUUCCCAACUUGUACAAAAUGGGCGGCACAUUUGCAUAGACAGAUCGUUCAGAUAAGGCCAAAACAGCACUGGAAUAAAUGUCACACCAAUUACUGCAGAGACCUGAGUGUUUUUUUGUGUGUGUGUGUGUGUGUGUGUGUGUGUGUGUGUGUGUGUGUGUGUGUGUCUGCCUGCCUGUGCUCUCUAAUGAAUGUGCCAGAAAAUGGCUGUGUGUGAGCUCGUGUUUGUCUACAUGUGUGUAGGUAGAACAUGCAGUGUGUGUGUGUUCUGCUUUCUCCACCUGGCUAAGCAAGUGUGUGUCCAUAUAUCUGCUCUUACGUCGCUCCCCUCCAGCUUGUCAGUCACACUCACUCACACACACACACACACACACACAUAUAUGCUCAGUCGUGUUCAGUUGUUUGUCUCACUGUUGUUUUUCCAAUGUGUUAAUCUAAAUCACAUGAACAAGAUGCUGUCAUCAGUGGAUGUCCAGCACCCAGCUUUUAUUCAUCUUGUGCUUUGCACUUUGCUUGUUUCAGGCCAUUGGCAUCACAGAUUAGCACACACCAGUGUGCCAGUGAACUAGAUUAGCACAAACCAGUGUGCCAGUGAACUAGAUUAGUGGUAGUCCUGUGAGACUUUGGCCCUAAGCCUGUGCAAGCAUUGUAUCACAACAUCUGCCUUAUGUUUAAACUAUAUAGCCUGUGCUCCUUAUAGCUGUUUAUACUACACACAUAUAUGAAUAUAUAUUUUGCAGGUGUUUUGUGUAUAUUAUUUGAAAGAACAUGUAUGUGCUAGUGUGUAAAUGAUGACUUUAUGAACAUUUUUUUAAUUUAUUACACAUUGGAUUAUGGGUAAAUGAAGAACAUUUCAUUGUUUUGUAUGCUGAUGUAUUUUCCUGUAACUGUGUAUAUGGCAUCGAAUGGAACAUGACUAUGUUGCUGCACAA
Clupea harengus (Atlantic herring) is the source of this 9033-nucleotide messenger RNA. It is a transcript of the gene arhgef28a, whose product is annotated as Rho guanine nucleotide exchange factor 28a. NCBI's taxonomy places the organism in Eukaryota, Metazoa, Chordata, Actinopteri, Clupeiformes, Clupeidae. Gene Ontology annotation, biological process: regulation of Rho protein signal transduction. The record is from RefSeq and is a predicted model, not a curated record. Gene Ontology annotation, molecular function: guanyl-nucleotide exchange factor activity.